Messenger RNA from Paramuricea clavata, 1713 nucleotides. The record is from the annotation of a GenBank genome assembly. NCBI's taxonomy places the organism in Eukaryota, Metazoa, Cnidaria, Anthozoa, Malacalcyonacea, Plexauridae.
AUGAAUAUGAUGGCCAUGGACAAUCAGCCAUUCUCAAUCGCUGAAGACCAAGGCUUCAUUGAGUUACUAGCCCAUGUUCAACCAAAGUAUAUGAUACCAAGUCGAAGAUACUUCUCGGAUGUUAUGCUUCCUAAGACCUUCAAGGAGAUAAAAGCCCGCCUCUUAGCUCAACUGGAUGAAAUUCAUGCCCCACAUGUUUCAUUUACGUCUGAUAUUUGGACCAGUCAACAUUCAGUCGAAUCGUUUAUCUCGCUAACAGCGCACUGGGUCGACGAGGAAUUCCAACGUUGCAGCGGUGUUCUCAGCGCACAGCAUUUUCCUGGUUCUCACACUGCGGAAAAUAUUGAUCAAAUGGUCAGUAAGAUGAUGAGAGAGUGGGAGAUUUCUGAGGAGAGGCAGCACAUCCUUGUACGUGACGGGGCAUCUAAUAUGGCUUUGGGACUUCGUUUGGCAAAUGUAGCAAGUGUGCACUGUUUUCUUCAUAUUCUUGAUCUCGUAGUGAAAGAUUCCAUCUUCAGUCAGCGUACUAUUAUCGAUCUUUGUGCAAAGGUCCGUCGUAUUGCUACUCAUUUUAAUCAUUCAAGCCUGGCUCGCAAUGAACUGAAGAAUCUUCAAGCUGAGCAAGGAAUUAAUCUACCAUUAUUCCCAGUCCAAGAUGUUUCAACACGGUGGAACAGCACGUACCUUAUGCUUGAAAGAGCAUUGACUCUAUAGCGACCACUUCAGAUUUACACUGCUAACCACGAUGUCCCAGUUCUUAGCUUAAACGAAUGGAAUCUGUGUGAGAAAAUUCUGCGCAUACUUCAACCUUUCUUUGAGAUUACUAAGCAAGUUAGCUCUGAGAAGUCGACGCUAGGUGACGUUAUACCUCAUGUCGUUGCCCUUGAUCGAUAUUUGUCGAAGCAUGGUCAUGAUAGUGGAGUGCAAACUACUAAAACUGAGAUACGAAACGCCCUCCGACAACGGCUUCUUUCAUGCUUACCCAACAAAUUAAAUGUCAAAGAUGACAAGAAUUAUGUCAUCACAACGGUGGUUGAUCCACGCUACAAAUUAAAGUUCCUGAACAACAAGGAAUCUGCCAAGAAGUGGCUUCUAGAAGAGAUGCAACUUCAAGCAGCAGUUGCGCCAGCUAAUACCAAUACACACGCGGCAGACGAAGACAACAAUACCCAAGAGGCCGCUGGAUUGGCUGGAAAUAAGCCAAUCGAAGGAGAAACGGCUGCGAGACGACGAAGAGAUACAAACGCACCCAAAUCGCUUAAAGAGGAAAUUCAUAUUGAUUUUCUGAAGUGCUAUGACGAAGUCAGUUCUGCAGAAGAAAGUUCUGAUGAUGAAGAAAGUUGCAGAGAAGAAGAAAAUUCUGAAAGAGAUCAAACCUAUGAUCAAACCGAAGUUUCCAGAGUGCGCCGGAAAAAGCCGAAGGGACCAAGUCUUUCUGAGUUGGCAAGUGAAGUAGACAGAUACACUCUGACUCCAACUGUUGAAAGGUGCAAAGACCCUUUAAGUUUCUGGAGAGAAGAGAAAUCAGUUUAUCCAACCAUUGCCAAAGUAGCGCGUCGGUACCUAUCCUGUCCAGCAUCAUCUGUUUAUUCAGAACGCCUCUUCUCCGAAGCUGGUAACGUCUUUGAAGAGCAUCGUGCACGCCUUCUUCCACGAAAUGGUGAACAGUUACUAUUCCUGCACCACAAUCUUCCUCGAUUCCCAAACUGUUAA